AUGCCGGACGUAGUAAAGUUGGCGCAAGAAGCGGAGACGAAUCCACGGGGCAUACCCAAAGCUCCAUUCGUCGACCGCGUCGAAGACUAUGUCACCGACCGUUCUGAGGUGGAAAGCACCAUCAACAGCUUCAAAGAGAUGAUCUCGAAGUAUCAGUUUAUGCAAGCAAAUACACAACGGCGAGCGGCAGGACUGAAGGAUAAGAUUCCAGAUAUCCAGAAGACACUAGAGACAGUGCGCUUCUUGAAGACGAGAGGAGAGGAUGCGGAGCCCAUUGAGACAACAUUCGAGCUGAAUGACACAUUAUUCGCGAAGGCAGAGGUACCACCUACGGACGAGGUGUACUUGUGGCUGGGCGCAAAUGUCAUGCUGGCAUACCCUAUCCCAGAGGCUGUGGAGCUGCUCUCGUCGAAGCUGUCAACUGCGAAAGCUAGUCUGGCGACCUGCGAGGAGGACCUGGACUUCUUGAGGGAGCAGAUCACAACACUGGAGGUCGCGUUCGCACGAGUGUACAACUGGGACGUUGCGCAAAGGAGGAAAGACCGCGAAGCCGGCGAGUCGAUAGAGGACAAGAAGGGGAAGUCGAAAGGCUAA
Molecule: messenger RNA, 594 nt
Organism: Macroventuria anomochaeta
Lineage: Eukaryota; Fungi; Ascomycota; Dothideomycetes; Pleosporales; Didymellaceae
Product: prefoldin subunit 3
Exons: 4
Coding region: 1-594 (197 amino acids)
Biological process (GO): microtubule-based process; tubulin complex assembly; protein folding
Cellular component (GO): cytoplasm; prefoldin complex
Molecular function (GO): tubulin binding
Source: RefSeq, a predicted model, not a curated record